Molecule: messenger RNA, 414 nt
Organism: Telopea speciosissima
Lineage: Eukaryota; Viridiplantae; Streptophyta; Magnoliopsida; Proteales; Proteaceae
Product: ubiquitin-like
Exons: 2
Coding region: 1-414 (137 amino acids)
Biological process (GO): modification-dependent protein catabolic process; protein ubiquitination
Cellular component (GO): cytoplasm; nucleus
Molecular function (GO): ubiquitin protein ligase binding; protein tag activity
Source: RefSeq, a predicted model, not a curated record
AUGGCUGCGUUGGAACCACAAGGACAAAACUGUACUGUCAUUUAUUGUCAUUUGUAUGGCUCCUAUACUGAGAGAAGAUUGAUCUCUUACAUCUCCCAUUGGAAUUCACAGAUGCAGAUCUUCGUUAAGACCCUCACAGGUAAGACCAUCAUCUUGGAGGUUGAGUGUUUAGAUACGAUCCACAAUGUCAAAGACAAGAUUCAAGACAAGGAGGCCAUCUCCCCAAACCAGCAAAUGUUUAUCUUUGCUGGGAAGCAGCUUGAGGACGGUUGCACUUUGGCAAAGUACAACAUUCAGAAGGAGUCGACCCUUCACUUGGUGCUCCGUCUCAGGGGAGGAAUGCAGAUCUUGGUGAAGACCCUCACUGGCAAGACUAUUACAUUGGAGGUAGAGAGCUCGUAUAUAGGGGUGUAA